UUUUUCUCGAAGAGGGAAGAAGAUCUAUUUAAAGAAGGUAUGUUUAAGAAGAAUCAAAGCCGCCAAAGGUAGAAGAAGACUUAUGGCUCAAAGGCUUAGCCCUUUCUUCCUCUUCCUCGCCGUCUUGCCAGUACUCGCCGUCUACACGACGCCGCUCCCAGCCCCCGGGCCGCUGGUGUCCCCCAGGGAGAACGCGACGGAGUUCAUCCGGUCGCGCUGCGGCGCCACGCGGUACCCCGGCCUCUGCUACACUUCGCUGGCGGGAUACUCCGGCGCCGUCCAGCAGAACCCGGCCCAGCUCGCCCGCCUCUCCGCCAACGUAACCCUCUCUCGCCUCGCCUCCCUCAUGGCCCGUGUCGCCCGCCACCGCCGGGCCUGCCACCCACUCAACGUAUCCGCCGCCACCGCUGCCUGCCCCGAGGCGGCGGCGCUGGGCGACUGCGCGGAGACCCUCGGAGAAGCGUCCGACCUGACAAGGAAGACCGAGGAGGAGCUGCGCGGGCUGGCGGAGGGCCCGGCGGCGGAUGCGGCUUGGCGGGUGUCCAACGCGCAGACGUGGAUGAGCGCGGUGCUCAGCGACGAGGAGACGUGCUCCGACGGGUUCGAGGAGGUGGCUGCCGGAAGUCGAGCGAAGACGGACGUUACCCGGCGGUUAUGGCACGUGAAGAAGUACACCAGUAACGCACUUGGCUUGGUCAACAGCCUCACCGGCACUCUGUGACGCAUCACGUCUCGGUUGACCGGGAUUACUUUCUAUUUGCAUUUCUGAUGCGUUGACCAAGGACUCACUGUGCUCGGUUAUUUUCCGCUAAUAAUAACAAUAAUGAAUAGUCAACGUUGGCAUUGACCA
Messenger RNA from Zingiber officinale, 850 nucleotides. Its product is annotated as 21 kDa protein-like. Gene Ontology annotation, biological process: negative regulation of catalytic activity. Bases 83 to 721 code for a protein of 212 amino acids. The transcript has a single exon. The record is from RefSeq and is a predicted model, not a curated record. Gene Ontology annotation, molecular function: enzyme inhibitor activity. NCBI's taxonomy places the organism in Eukaryota, Viridiplantae, Streptophyta, Magnoliopsida, Zingiberales, Zingiberaceae.